Amphiprion ocellaris (clown anemonefish) is the source of this 1547-nucleotide messenger RNA. RefSeq names its product uridine-cytidine kinase 1 (gene uck1). The transcript is spliced from 7 exons. Lineage: Eukaryota; Metazoa; Chordata; Actinopteri; Pomacentridae. Gene Ontology annotation, cellular component: cytosol; cytoplasm. Gene Ontology annotation, molecular function: kinase activity; ATP binding. The coding region runs from base 98 to 925 and encodes 275 amino acids. The record is from RefSeq and is a predicted model, not a curated record.
CGCGAGAACCGCGCACUGUUGCGGCUACAAGUAGCAAAGCUAGCAUUCCGUUAAGCUACCUACAUUUCUGCGUUUUUUUCUGCUCCUUUUGGCUGCUAUGGAGGGUGUCGAAGCUUUAGACGAGGCGGAGAGGCCACGACAUCGUCCUUUCUUAAUCGGGGUUAGCGGAGGAACAGCCAGCGGGAAAUCAACAGUUUGCGCCAAGAUCAUGGAGCUGCUGGGCCAGAACAAGGUGGACCACCGCCAGAGGAAGGUGGCUAUUAUCAGCCAGGACAGCUUCUACAGAGUCCUGACUCCAGAUCAGAAGGCCAAAGCACUGAAAGGCCAGUACAACUUUGAUCACCCAGAGGCAUUCGACAACGAGUUAAUGUACAAAACCUUGAAGGACAUUGUGGAGGGCAGGGUAGUUGAAGUGCCAACGUACGACUUUGUCACCCAUUCCAGGUUGGAAGACAGGAUCACAUUUUACCCAGCAGAUGUGGUCCUCUUUGAGGGGAUCCUUGUUUUCUACCCCCAGAAAGUGCGCGACAUGUUUCACAUGAAGCUCUUUGUGGACACAGAUUCAGACGUCAGACUGUCUCGCAGAGUUCUGCGAGACAUGACCAGAGGGAGAGACCUGGAGCAGAUUCUCAGUCAGUAUACAACGUUUGUCAAGCCUGCUUUUGAGGAGUUUUGUUUGCCUACUAAGAAGUACGCUGAUGUCAUCAUUCCAAGGGGAGUUGACAAUAUGGUGGCCAUCAACCUCAUCGUGCAGCACAUCCAAGAUAUUUUGAACGGUGACAUCUGCAAAUGGCAGCGUGGAUCCAUUAACGGUCACGGACGUGCUUUCAAGCGGGCCAUUUCUGAGCAGAGUGACCUGCAGAACGGAGCCGUUAACCCUCCAGGAAAAAGGGUCCUGCUGGAGCCCAGUAGUCGGCCUCACUGAGGCCACGUGGAUGCAUGAGGAGAGUUUGUCCAGACUGUGAUUAUGAGCUUUGAAUUGGAUUUGCUGCUACAGAUUUGUGCAGAGUGAGUCAGAAAGUGUCUCAACUUCCGCAGCCUUUUUAAAUGUUGUCCACAAUCUCAACCACUCAAGAGUUGCAACCUCUCCAUCUUUUUACUGUGAUUAUUGGUACAUAACCAAUAUGGUGAUUAUUUCUUUAUCACGGCUAACAGUCUUCCAUGAUACCUUUGGUUUUUUAGUGUUAACUGUGGUCACAUGACCUGUUACUGAAAUGAUCUUCACAAUAAUGGUAAGAAAUGUUAUUUAAAUUGCUUAAUUUCAGUCAUGCUUUUGCACCUUAUGAAACCGACUCCUGCUUUGUCGCUUUGAGAUUAAUAUAUUUAAAUUACGUUAAUAUGAAACUGUUGUUUUGCUUUCCCUGUUCCUGUUUAAUAGCUUCUUAAGGUUAAAUCAGAGCCAGAUAUGUUCCUGUGGUGUUACACCUCGUGAUGCCAAGUGCUUCGUUUUCAUUAUUUAACACUGACUCUUUGCCUUACUGUAAUUUUUUAAGUUUACUUUCCACUCUCUGUUUCUAUACAACAAUAAACGGAAAAAUAUUUCUGAA